AUGGCGUCAACGGCCCGAACGGCAGGGCUCCUCCUCUGCCGACUUGCACGACCCAGAACAGUGAAGAUCAAGCCUAGAAGGACGGACAACCCGGGCGCUCUACUGCCGACUGUAUCAUCAUUCUCAACGUCUCAAUCUACUCCCGCACGCGGGACAGAGUACUUACAACUGCACGACCCUGAUCUGACCGAGUCACAACGCACCGUGCGCGAAGCGAUCAGCAAGGUAUGUGCCAAGUUCGACGACGCCUACUGGCUCAAUGCGGACAAGGAGCACCGGUUUCCAGUCGAGUUCCAUCAAGCAGUUGCGAAAGAUGGCUGGCUGGGAAUCUGUAUGCCGGCCGCGUACGGCGGGAGCGAGCUAGGCAUUGCCGAGGCGGCGGUCAUGGUGCAGACCAUCGCGGAGAGCGGAGCGGCGUACGCGGGAGCGAGCGCCGUUCACAUGAACAUCUUUGGACUCGAGCCCGUGCGCAAGUUCGGGACAGAGGAGCAGAAGCAGAGGAUGCUCGUGCCGCUGAUUGCCGGCAAGGAGAGGGCAUGCUUUGGCGUUACGGAGCCCAACACCGGCUUGGACACUCUCCGACUGCAGUCUCGAGCGGUCAAGGACGGUGAUCACUAUGUGCUCAGCGGGCAAAAGAUCUGGAUCUCCACGGCCCAGGUGGCGGAGAAGAUCUUGAUUUUGGUGCGGACGACACCGCUGGAGCAAGUUAAGAAACCCAGCCAGGGGCUGAGUUUGUUCUAUACAGAUCUCGACCGUACACAGGUCGAGGUCACCGAGAUUCCAAAAAUGGGUCGGGCAGCCGUGGACUCGAACACCCUGUUCUUCGACGGUUGGCGGGUUCCCAAAGAAGAUCUGAUCGGGGAGGAAAACAACGGGUUCAAAAUGAUCAUGCAUGGCAUGAAUGCAGAGCGGAUCUUGAUCGCCGCCGAAGCGCUGGGGAUUGGAUUCGCAGCCUUGCGACGGGCUGCUUUGUACGCCAACGAUCGCAAGGUGUUUGGUCGACCUAUAGGCCAGAAUCAGGCCAUUCAACAUCCGUUGGCCGAUAGCUGGAUGCAACUGGAAGCAGCGCGCCUGGUCAUCUAUCAAGCUGCCAGACUAUAUGAUGCAGGGUACGAAACGGGCGAGUACGCCAAUGCCGCCAAGUAUCUGGCUGCCGAGGCCGCCUUCCAGGCCUGUGAGAGAGCUGUUAUGACGCAUGGCGGCAUGGGGUAUGCUAAAGAAUAUCAUGUCGAGAGGUAUCUGCGCGAGAUCAUGAUCCCCAGGAUUGCUCCUGUCAGUCGCGAAAUGAUCCGAAAUUACAUUGGGGAAAGAGUCCUCGGGUUGCCCAGGUCAUACUGA
Molecule: messenger RNA, 1338 nt
Organism: Exophiala dermatitidis NIH/UT8656
Lineage: Eukaryota; Fungi; Ascomycota; Eurotiomycetes; Chaetothyriales; Herpotrichiellaceae
Product: isovaleryl-CoA dehydrogenase
Exons: 1
Coding region: 1-1338 (445 amino acids)
Molecular function (GO): acyl-CoA dehydrogenase activity; flavin adenine dinucleotide binding
Source: RefSeq, a predicted model, not a curated record